Molecule: messenger RNA, 1052 nt
Organism: Daphnia carinata
Lineage: Eukaryota; Metazoa; Arthropoda; Branchiopoda; Diplostraca; Daphniidae
Exons: 3
Coding region: 91-996 (301 amino acids)
Cellular component (GO): extracellular region
Molecular function (GO): chitin binding
Source: RefSeq, a predicted model, not a curated record
UUAAAGCCAAUUUGAAGAGGGGUCACCAACAGCAGUCAGUGUCUCACCAUUCUUCUAGUAGCACUGACAAGAAAUAUACGCUAGAAGACAAUGUCGGCUACAUCUUCAAUCCAAGUUGGUUCUCAUUCCCGACUCACUUUCGGUGUCCAUCGACUCCCGGCGCUCGCCUUGUGGCUCUUGUCAACGUCAGUUCUCAUCCCCAUAUUAUCAGGGAGGCUGGCGUGGGCUGCCAUUACAGGCGUCGGAUUGGCGGCUCCCAGUACGCCCUUACAGAUCCAGAGGGCCACGUUAGGUACCAUCCAGCCGAUCAGGACCGUGGAGAGGACCAACCGAGAUUGCGACCUCAACGCCCUGGCUCGUGUCAUGGACGACACUUACUGUGACAAGUACUACGUUUGUUCUGACGGCAAGUAUGUCGGACUCUUCUGCCCCGUUGGCAUGGCCUUUGACUACGGCCUGCAGGAGUGCCAUCUCAAGCAACGCGUCGACUGCUCCAAACGCCCUCUCCUCUUCGGCGACAACCUUUUAACGGGAACGGAAGCAACUACUUCGACACCGCAAACUACGACACAAACUCCCGGUCGAAUGACGUCACCACCGGUCACAGUUACUACUCCCUCAGCACCACAUGCACCAGCAGGACAAAUGGCCGGAUCUAUGAUGAUGCUGCCAUUUGGAGCUACAGUAACGAUCCCGUUCGGAUCGACUAUAUUCUUGCCACCAGGUUCGCAGAUUCAAAUGCAACAGCAACAACCGACAGCUCAAGCGCAGGGGCAUUCGCAUCAUCAUCACGAUAUACCAACAUCGCCAGCUCCGGGGCAUUCGCAUCAUCACCACGAACAUCGUUCCGGUUCUGCUUCGUCUGAUGCAGUUGAUGCCAUGAAUGCUCCCGGUAAUAUAGAAUCACAAUCAGCUGAUAGCAAUACUGAUUUCGAUUACUAUUUUGAUGACGAAGGCCCGACCGAUGGUUCAGCAACCCCUGUCGGCAGCCAGUGACGCUGCUGCAGAGCAAAUAGCGGCGGGAGCUGACCGCGGAAGUUCAAUGGCUGUAU